Messenger RNA from Nilaparvata lugens (brown planthopper), 1944 nucleotides. Its product is annotated as heterochromatin protein 1-like. Gene Ontology annotation, cellular component: pericentric heterochromatin. Gene Ontology annotation, biological process: negative regulation of transcription by RNA polymerase II; chromatin organization. The transcript is spliced from 7 exons. The coding region runs from base 28 to 537 and encodes 169 amino acids. The record is from RefSeq and is a predicted model, not a curated record. Gene Ontology annotation, molecular function: chromatin binding. Lineage: Eukaryota; Metazoa; Arthropoda; Insecta; Hemiptera; Delphacidae.
UAUGAAUAUUGUAAUUUUCAAUCACCAAUGUUUGCAUUUUUGCAGGAGAAUGGGUCGCCUGCAACCGAAGACUCUAAAGCUGAUGGCGUUGAAGUCAAGACUGAAACCGUAGAAUCCAAAACAUCAGAGCCCAAGGCCAAGAAGGCCAAAAAAUCCACCUCAAUCAAUGGCAAGCUAAAAAAGAGAACAGCUUCGGAUCCAGAAAGGAAGUCUUCUCGAGUUCCUCCAAAAAGAGAGGUCUUCGAGUCGGAGGUCAGCGAACCAAAGAAAAGGAAGAAGUCAAAGCCUUCGAAGGAGUAUGAGGUUGAGAAGCUGAUAAAAUCAAGAGUGUUCAAGGGUAAAACCGAGUAUCUUGUGAGAUGGAAAGGUUACAGCCCAAGAAGUGAUUCUUGGGAACCCGCCAAAAAUCUGUCCUGCGACGCUCUCAUUGAAAAGCUUUCCGACGAACCUGCUCCAAAAAAGAAGAAGACUUCGAUCAAGCCCAAGAAGUCUCCCAAGAAGAAGAAGAAGGAGGUUGUGGCCAAGAAGGCCAAGUAAAAAAUGAGUAAAAAUACCAUGGAAAAUGAGAGCAACUUGAAGAUGUGAUUGAACGAAGUUUGAUUGCGCACAGUUUUUAUAAUUUCUUUCAUUUUGACUAUUUGACAAGUUGUUCGUUCAUUUGUAUCAAGUGACGAUAAUUAUUAUAAUUACAAUUUCUAGUUAUAAUAUUUAGUUUAGUAGGUGACUAUAAUAAUUAUUGUAACGUGCUCCUUCCACAUGUUGAUGAUUUCAUUCUAUAUAAUAUGUUGGAUUAUGUAUGACUAGAUGUUGACAAAGCUGUGUGCAUUAGUAUCAUGUGAGCUACUAAAUAAAAUUAUCCCCAGGUGGAUAUCAUCAAAAUUUAAUUUUCGGUUGAUCGGAUGGAAAUUUCCAAUGUAUUUGAUAUUGGAAUUGAUGCAAGAAAGAGGUCUAUAUAAUAUUAUAUACUUUAUUGUUACCUAUGUGAUGUAUCCUUUGAUUUGCAUAUUCAUCUUAACUACAAUAUUGGAAGUAUGAUAUUUUUUAAGAUGACGACUAUUCAAAUUGAUGAAAUUUUUAUUCAUUGCGGUACAGGGUACAUAUAAAACUAUGUACUAUAUUAACUAUAUUAAUUUUAUUCUAUGUAACAGUAAAAAGUCCAAGUAUCUUCAUCUCUUAUAUUUACAUUUGAUUCAGUUAACAAUUUUAUACUUCUUUACGAUGGAUAUUCUAUAUUUAGUUUUUUAGAAUUCGGAUUUUCCUGGCUUUUCUUGUUUUGAUAGUUAUUCACGUCAUGUAGAUGAUAGUUUUCCAAUAAAUAAGAACUUGAGGUUUUUGUAAUUGUUACAUGAAAAUGUCCAACAUAUUCUAGCUUUUAUUUGAAAUCUUGUUCAAAAGAAAUGUUGAAUUCGAUUAUUCAAAUUAGAAAUUCCAUUGGUAUUUUUGUUUAGAACUGACUUCUCACUUUCAUGUUGAAAUAUGAUGUUGAAAUAUGAAUUUCUGGUAUGCAUUGCUCCAUUAAUAUUUGUUUUAUUAUUGACUGGAAAUGUUUAAAAGCUUAAUUUGUUGAAUGCAACGGUGUUCUGUCAACAUCAAAGUGUCCACUCCUAUUUGCACCGUUGCAGCUACCGGUACUGAAAUCCUGUAGAUCUCUGUAAAAUUUAAUUUCUUCAACUCUUGUAGAAUUUAACUCAAUAGAAAAUUGAAUUUUACGUAAACCUCGAGUACGAAACAUAAUUCAGUACAAACUAAGACACCUCAAUUGCUCUACUCAAAGUUCUGUUCCAUCCUUUAUCAUAUAAUAUUAAUUAUGCGUGCAAUCAUCCCAGUUUAAUACUUAUAAACACGUUUUCCAAAUGUAUCAAGAUAUUGUGUGUUAUUUGUAAAAUUAUUAUUUGAGAUUCAAGAUUUAGUAAUAAAUGUACGCAUUUGCAUAAAUGUAAAAAA